AUGGGGGUGUUGUACCAAUUUCCGGGAGACUCCGUACAGAAGAAGUUUGACAAAAUUCGCAAAGCAAUUGAAGACAAGUGUUAUGAGUCUCAUGUCUAUGAGACAUACUUUGCUGUCGAGAACAAACUUUCAUCUUCAGAUGAAAGAAUCAGUCAGCUCAAGAAAAUUAUUCUUGAUAUUAAAGACAAAAUGAAAUACUCAAUUCCACACAAGUGGCUCGAGUUGUUGAUAGCAAUUCAGAAAUUAAGUAAAGAAAAUGUGACUCUUACUUUGGCAAAGGUUAAGUCACUAGCAAUGAAAUGUGGAAUUUCAGACGAAAAAACCAUUCACAUUGCAAUCACAUACUUAAGUGAUGUGGGUGAAAUCAUGUAUCACCCAACAGAGGAAGUACUACGGGACAUUGUGGUGGUUCGACCACUUGAGAUUGUUGACUAUGUGAAGACUGUGUUUACAGCCGUAAAGCCUGCACUGAGGAAGGCAAAACUAAAGGAAGAUUGGAGGAAAUUGGAAAAAGGUGUUCUAACGAAGGGACUUCUUAAGCAUCUUUGGAAGGAAUUUCCAAUAUUCCAAAAUGACACCAAUGAGAAAAUGUUUAAUUUUUUCGUCAGGUUGAUGAACAAAUUUGGCCUCAUUUGUCAAAAACAGAAUACCAAUUCAGACGAUAUCUCUUACUAUGCUGUUUCACACCUGCAACCUGAAAAACAUUCAGAGAUUCCAGAAGACGACCAAGGGAAUGACAAAGUAUCCAUCUUCCAUGACUUCUGUGGUUUUCUUCCGGACCAUUUAUUCACAUUGGCUGUCACUAGAUUCAUAGAGCAAUUUCAGUUAAAAAGUGGUCCCGAACCUAAACUUGCAUAUGAGCAUGCAGAGCUUAGUGUUGAUGAUUGUCAUUUAGUGAGGAUAUCAGUUGCAACUAUCAGCUAUCGUCGGAUGUUUAAGACAACCAUUGUCAGAAGACAACAGCAGAAACCAAUACCUGAAUCAUGUAAAAAGAAGUCCGGUCUAAAGGAAGAUCGGAGGAAAUUGGAAAAAGGUGUUGACAGAAGACAAAUGCAUGAACCAAUACCUGAAACAUGUAAAAAGGUAUUACUGUUUCUGCAAUCUGUGUUGGAUUCUUUGUGUAAAACAUCUACAAGAGGGAUUCAAUACAAAAUGUGUGUACCAUGCAGUUGUAGUAAAAGAUUUGAACACAUGAUUUUUGUGGAAAAUUUCAACACAAAAAUGGUGCCAUGUGGACUACUUGAAAUAAAUAUUGAACGCCACUACAGAUUGUUUGGAGAUGAAAGUUCUGUUUCAACAUCAUUGGGUAUGCAAUGCCCAUUAAAUGAGGUCACAUUGCUGGAUAUAUGUAAAGAAUUGGGUACAGAUUGGAGAAAUGUAGGAUACCAUCUUGGAAUUACCCAUCCAGAAAUAAAUCGUAUUUUAAUAGACUGUCAGUACAAUUACAAAGAGGCCCAAAUGGAAAUGCUGUUAAGGUGGAGGAACAAGCAGUCAUCAGAUGUGAACCAGUUAUCUGUAUUGAGUGAUGCUCUAAAGAAAGAGAAUUAUGUCCAGAUUGCAGAAAGAUUAAUGGGCAUAACUGGUCACUCGGAUGUCUUGCAUGACAAUCAGUUAAUGCUUAUAAGUGAUAAUCUUGGUACUAAUUGGAAAUCAUUUGGUGUGUACCUUGAAAUGAAAUGGAAAGAUAUGAAGAUACUUGAAGAAGAGAAUCAAGGCAAGCUCCUAGAAUCUUGCAUGGAUAUGUUGGUGUUGUGGCGGAAAAAACAGUCUGUUAUGACUAAUCAAGUAUGUGCCAUGUCCGGACUACUUAAAAAGCAUGGAUUUACUGAUGUAGCUAAUAAGCUAAAAUUCUCAUGACAAAUCAACUGCAAUCCAUAAGCCUCAUUAUGAGGUUUAGUUUAUAGAGAGCAUCAUAUGAAUAUUAUGUUUGUCAUGUCAUGUGAUUUCUAUCAUCUCUUUGAUUAAAUCUUUAUUAAAUCAAGUGCACAACUAACAACCAUAUUUAAAUGGUAAUAUUUAAAUAACAAAAGCAUUUAAAAAAAUGAAUUAUGUACAUUAAGCCAUUAAGUUUACUUUAUUCAAGAUUCAAGAUAAUUUUAUUGUCUGAAAAACUCAGAAAUUAUGUUCCACUGGCAGUGUUACAAGUGUUAACAACAUAUACACAUUAAACUUUAAUUAAAUUAGGUGAAAAUUGCACUUAAAACCACAAUUAUCUAUUAUUAUUAUUAUUAUUAUGAAGAUAAAAGGAAUUACAUUCAAAGCAAAGCAAUGCUUGUGGUAGGUCUUUACUGAAUUGUUUCUUAGCAGUUUUAAUUAUUCAGUAAAAUCUUUGAUUUAGAAAAUGUGCAGGCAAAUAACAUACCAGAUAAUGAACUUAAUAUUAAAAACAGUCAUUUUAUUAUACAUUUAAUGUUUAAUAGUUUAGUUUAAAUUUUAAAUUAUUUUUUCAGUCUUUACUGAAUUGUUUCUUAGCAGUUUUAAUUAUUCAGUAAAAUCUUUGAUUUAGAAAAUGUGCAGGCAAAUAACAUACCAGAUAAUGAACUUAAAAUUAAAAACAGUCAUUUUAUUAUACAUUUAAUGUUUAAUAGUUUAGUUUAAAUUUCAAAUUAUUUCACAGUCACAUUCAUAUUUACAUGUAUGAUUACAAUAGAAAAUUUAAAAUUGCUAGUACAAGUACAUGUUUUACUAGAAUUAAAUUAACUUUCUAUCAUCUAAAGGUGUCCCUGCUGGACACCAUCCCGGUAUGAGUCUAGGUUUUGGGACCAGAAGAUUAUUUUUUGACAUGGUGAAUCAAAUCAUGAUAAAUAGACCUAUUUAUACUUAAUGACAGUAAGAAAUGAAGUAAUUUCAAAUUUGUUCUAUAUUUUCAAUAAACUGAAUGUGCAAGUUCUA
Anneissia japonica is the source of this 2892-nucleotide messenger RNA. RefSeq lists its product as uncharacterized. Gene Ontology annotation, cellular component: CD95 death-inducing signaling complex; cytoplasm. NCBI's taxonomy places the organism in Eukaryota, Metazoa, Echinodermata, Crinoidea, Comatulida, Comatulidae. The transcript has 11 exons. Gene Ontology annotation, biological process: positive regulation of extrinsic apoptotic signaling pathway; TRAIL-activated apoptotic signaling pathway. The record is from RefSeq and is a predicted model, not a curated record. The coding region runs from base 1 to 1857 and encodes 618 amino acids. Gene Ontology annotation, molecular function: death receptor binding; caspase binding.